Molecule: messenger RNA, 2073 nt
Organism: Bacidia gigantensis
Lineage: Eukaryota; Fungi; Ascomycota; Lecanoromycetes; Lecanorales; Ramalinaceae
Exons: 4
Coding region: 1-2073 (690 amino acids)
Biological process (GO): DNA-templated transcription
Cellular component (GO): RNA polymerase III complex
Molecular function (GO): single-stranded DNA binding
Source: RefSeq, a predicted model, not a curated record
AUGUCUAGACACAUUUCGAAAUUUACCACCCUUCUUAUCGACGAAAUCUUUGGAUCACUGGCGUCCGAAAUAUACCAAACCCUCCUCGUCCACGGAAGAUGCACUCUCGGCGCUUUAGAAGCUCGGACGAGUCUGGAGACCUCCGAAUUACGCCAUGGUCUUGCUGUCUUAAUCCAGAAUACUUUUGUUCAUUGGCGUGAUCGUCGCCUUAAGGAACCGCCAGCAUUUGAGGCGAAUGUUGACGCUCCUUACAACCUCUCCCGAUAUGGUAAAUGGGUUCAGAUGUCAGAAGAGAGAUACAGCCCAUUGGCGGGUCAGAUAGUUUCGAAGCUUCUGUUCAUGGGUCAUGCGCGAAUUCCAGAUCUCAUUGCGGCGCUAAGCGCAAAUAAUGUCGGUGUUUCAGGGGCUUCAUCAGCCAAUGCUGGGGCAAAGCUUCCGAACGGAACCGGUAUCCAUAGCCUCAAGACGAACGGGCGCAUUCUUCAUGAGAGCGAUACCACUAUUCACAGAAUACAUCAGAGUCUAUCUGACUUGCGGGAGGCUGGUCUCAUUAGCAUAUGCCACCCCUCACACUUUCGGACCUACGCAGACAACCGAACUGCAGCGGAGGAUGUUACCCCAAAGAUUGAUUCGUUCACGCAAAAAACAAAAGCAGAGAGACAAGCCGCAUGGGAGGCUGCUGUACAGCAAAAGCUAGAUGAAUGGAGGUAUGGGACAACCGACGAACGAGCACAAAUGGCAAGGCUGCACAAAGGGCCAAAGCGUCAGCGCGACGAUACAGAGUCUUCUAUCUCGAAUAAGCGUGCCCGCCUCGACAGUGGGUACAAUGGGGCUUCUGUCAUUGAAGGAAACGUUCAGGGUGGACUGGAUUCAUGGUCGUCUGGUUUGAGCAAGUCCGAACCUGCCUUUCGUGUCAACCACAUCAAAAUGACGGUCCUUUUCCGCAACCGGCAACUUGUGAGAUUGGCCAAGGAGAGCUUAUGUAGUGCCACUUCGAAGAUUUAUGAGAAGGUGCUCAGCCUUAGUGAGAAUCACGUACGGGAAUGUAGAGACAAGGCCAGCCAUGACAAGAGUGGUGAGAUUGGUGACGAACAUAUACAAUAUUUUACUACUCCGUACAUGACAACAGAAGAGGUUGCACGAGCUGUCCCUGACUCUGCAGAUCUCAAAAAUGCUCUAGGUUUUGUUGGAAAUCAUGCGUCACACGACGAGGAUAUCGACCAUCCUAAGAAAAAGCGCAGGAGGAAUACACCUCAAUCAGAGGAGCCCAGCAAGUAUGAAGCAGAAUCGGCAGGGGAAGACGAGGACGGACAAGAUGCCAUUUCUGGCUCUGAUGUGUCAAGCGACGCUUCUUUUGACUCGGACGAUAGCGAUGAGGAAAUGGCAGCUGCUCAAUUCAAUUCGAUCAACGGAGCAUCCGGACACAUUGGCCUUACCUCGCACCAAAUGAUGAUUCGAUCACACCUGCUACUUCUGGCUCAACAUCCUUAUGGUUUCCUAAGUCACUUGCGUGAGACGAGUACUGGUGAAGGUUGGAAUAUCAAUUUCCCCCAAAUUAGGGAAAAGCUACAGAAGCAUACUAUUAAUCAAACUAUAUCUUCUCGGUAUGGAACUCGGUCGGUACGUCUAGCCAGCAUUCUGGCUGAAAACGGAAAGCUUGACGAGAAAACGCUCUCGUCAAUGUCAUUGAUUCGAGAGAAGGACAUGCGAAAUCUGAUAACGCCAAUGCACCAAAGCGGCCUUAUUGAAUUGCAGGAAGUUCCCCGUGACAACACUCGAAUAGCAACGAAAACGAACUUUCUUUUCUUCUUCGAUCUUGAUCGAUGUAUAAGUAAAAUCACUGGAAAUUGCUACCAAACAAUGACUAGGCUUUUGGAACGAGUAAGAAUUGAGAGAGAAAAGGUUCAGGGUGUGUUGGAGAAAGCCAGCCGUAGCGAUGUUGUGGGUAGGGAGGAGCGAAUGCUUAAUAAGGCAGAACAGGAAGCCCUGAAGCAGUGGAAGGUCACAGAGGAAAAGUUAAUGGGCCAGCUAGGAAGGAUUGACGACACGGUGGCCGUCUUGCGAGACUUUUGA